CGCAGCACUCACCCGCUGCUGGGAAAAAGAAACCGAAAGAGAGAAGCAGUGACUUCACAACUCGGCUCGGUGGCUGGAGAUUACUUUCACCAUGUCUUCAGAUGAGCAGCAUGUCAUUCUGUCUCCACGUGUCGGUCACUCUUCUCGGCUCUCCGUCGCGCCGCAGAGCUCCAUGCCGGCGUGUGUGCGCGCGCAUCGGGGCGGAGAAGAAAAAAAGAUGUCCCCCGCACCUUCCGCCCCGCGUCACCGACACGUCGCCCUCUGCUUCUCUGUGGAUAUUGAGGAGCAGACGGGAGGAAGGAGGCGGACUGCCGCGGUUUGACACUCAGAGGAGUGAAACAACUUCAACGACACCCGAAGUAAACAAAGAGUCGUUGGAGAUCAUAAAGAUGUCCCCGGACAGUUUGGAGGAGAUCAAGACUUCCAUCGCCUUCUACAAGACAAAACAUGACGAGCUGAUCCAGGAGCAGCGGGACACGGUCGCCGACCGGGACGCCCAGCUGGACAUGGCUCAGAAGUUCAGGCAGCGCUCGAAAAAACUGCUCCGGGAUCUGAUCGAGGGCCACUGCUCCAACGAAGAGCAGAUUGGAAUAGAAAAGGCGAAGGUGAUCGAGAUGAAGAGGACGGAGAGCGAGUUGACGGAGGAGAUCUGGAGAGUUCAGGAAGCCCUGAAGAGGCAGGAGGCCGACAUCGAGCAGCAGCAGCAGCAGGCCGACGUGUUCACCGCCGCCCCGGAGAGGCCGGUGGUCUUCACGGGCUCGACGGGCUCGGCGGAUCUCGCAGCCGGAGCGUUUGCCAUGGCGCCGCGUGUCGUUUACCCGAUGGAGGGCGGCUCGGUGCUCGUCACCUUCGAGGAGGAAGUGGUGGCCAAUAAGAUCCUGGACAUCCGGACGCAUCGGGUGUCUCUGGGACCGGACUGCCGCAUCAGCAUGGAGGCCCGGCCGGUGCGGCUGAUGCUGCCCAGCCUGGUGGAGAUCGACACCGAGGUGAGUCCGUGGCACAUCCUGGUCUCCGAGCUGCCGGCCAUGGACACGGACACGCUGCUCAGCAAGCUGGAGAUCCACUUCUCCAAGCAGCGGCACGGCGGCGGCGAGGUGGAGCGCUGCGAGCUGCUGCCGGACGCCCACAGCGUGGUCAUCGCCUUCCUGGACGACCGCGUUGCCAAACGCCUGACGGAGAAGGAGCACCACGAGGUGGCGCUGCCGCACAAGAAGCACAAAGUCAGAGUGACUCCUUUCUUCAAUGGGAAGGUCACCAACUUAGAGACCAAGAUGACGGUUUGUCGUCGGACGGUUCUUCUGACGGGGAUCCCCGACGUCAUGGAGGCCGAGGUCCUGCAGGACCUGCUGGAGAUCCACUUCCAGAAAGGCGGCAACGGCGGCGGAGAGGUGGAUCACUUCCUGUACAACCCGCCGGGCCGCCGCGCCUCGGCCGUGUUCGGGGGCGCCGACUUCAAGGAGGAGUGAGACGUCCGCGGGGUCCGCCCCCAGAGACGAGCGCGUCUCACGUUCAAUCAGAGGGGAGUCUGGGUAAUUUAAAGUGAGCUUUCAAACUUCGUAAAACAAACCUCCAGCUCGUUGCUCCUGGUGAUUUAUUUACUACAGUCAGACAUGAAGAUAGUUUGGGGUUUAUUCUGUUUAGCUAAUAUUAUUAUGGCACAUAGUGUGAUUAUAACGGUGCAAUAAGGAAUUAUUCAUCUUCAAGCAGUUGUAUUACACAUGUAAAUAUCCUGCUGUUGCUGCAAGGAAUCUGUUAUAAUAAUGGAGAAAAAGAUUAAAAUGUAUUUGUUUUCUUCACAAAGGAGGAAAUGGUUAAUUCAAGUGAUCUGAAGACAACCAGCGGAAAUAAUUAAUUCCUUUAUACUAAAGCCCUGAACAUGAUUUAUUUAAAUGUGGAAAUAAAUAAAAAAAAUCAAAGAUUUAAA
This is a messenger RNA of Pseudoliparis swirei, 1924 nucleotides long. It is a transcript of the gene ifi35, whose product is annotated as interferon-induced protein 35. The transcript has 11 exons. The record is from RefSeq and is a predicted model, not a curated record. Bases 102 to 1466 code for a protein of 454 amino acids. Gene Ontology annotation, cellular component: nucleus. Lineage: Eukaryota; Metazoa; Chordata; Actinopteri; Perciformes; Liparidae.